This is a messenger RNA of Dracunculus medinensis (Guinea worm), 441 nucleotides long. The record is from the annotation of a GenBank genome assembly. NCBI's taxonomy places the organism in Eukaryota, Metazoa, Nematoda, Chromadorea, Rhabditida, Dracunculidae.
UUGUGCAGAGUAGAGGAAUCGGACCUAUUUUCUUCUUAUUCGAAUCAACAUGCCAUUUAUUCUAAUAAAAUAAAAUUUAAGGAAAAAGAUGACUCGUCGAGAAAAAAGAAAGGUUCGAUUGUUAAUUUGGCACGUUUUAUUGACAAGAAAAUUCGAGUGAAAUUUCAAGGUGGACGAGAAGUUAAACCACAUCCACAAGCCAUUUCUAUCUCUAACUCAGGCAGAAAUGAGCUAAUUUUAGCUUCUGGUAUUUUGAAAGGAUAUGAUGCGCUAAUAAAUUUAGUACUGGAUAACGCUAUUGAAUAUGUUCGCGAUUCUGAAGAUCACCAAAAGAUUACUGAAGAAACCAGGCAGUUGGGGUUAAUAGUGGCUCGGGGUACGGCGAUUACAAUUAUUGCACCAAAUGAUGGAAUUGAACAAAUUGCCAAUCCUUUCGUGUAA